AUUACUGUUACAGAUGCCGUCUUGGAUAACUUCAAGCUUUUCGCUAACUAUACUGCGGCGUCAUAUUGUCCCAACAAUCAAAACUCGAGCGCCGAUACGCUCAUCACAUGUAUCUCCACAGCUUGCACUUUGGUCGAAGAAAAUAAAGCAGUGAGCCUAGUGGAAUUUGGGUAUGGCCUCUGAGGUAUCUCAACAAGCAAGACACUGACAAAUCAUAGGGCAGAUAAUACUGCUGCAAAUAUCAAAGGAUUUGUUGCUCUCGACCACGCAAAAUCCCUCGUGGUUGUGGCAUUUUCCGGAUCAGGAGCAAGCAUUCGGAAUUGGUUGACAGACUUUAACAUCAUUCAAACCCCUUUCAAAAUCGCCAAUUGUAACGACUGCUAUACUCACUCCGGAUUUGGUUCUGGAUGGGCGCAACGGAGGACCAUUGUUAUCAAUGCUGUGAAAUCGGCACUUGCAGCUAAUCCAACCUACUCGCUCAUCAUUACCGGUCAUUCUAUCGGUGGUGGGGUUGCAAGUCUGGCAGGCGCAGAGCUUCGAACUCUGGGAUAUCCAGCCGAUAUCUAUAUAUACGGCUCUCCUCGAGCUGGAAAUGCAGCAUUUGCGAAAUUUGUAACUGCCCAAGAGCCAUCUCUGGGGUCGAAUUAUCGAGUCACGCAUAUCAAUGAUCCAGUACCGCAAAUCAUUCCGGACUGGAUUGGGUACGAGCAUGUGAGCCCAGAAUACUGGCUCUCGACGGGAAAUGCAACGACACAAACUUAUACGCCGAGCGAUAUAGUCGUUUGCGAGGGUGUGGGUAAUGAUGGGUGUAAUACGGCGACGGGGAUAAUCCCACUGAAUACUGAGGCUCAUAAUCAUUAUCUUGGAAGUGUCGCCGCAUGUCAGGGGGGCUUGGAGCUUUAG
Hymenoscyphus albidus is the source of this 903-nucleotide messenger RNA. The record is from the annotation of a GenBank genome assembly. Lineage: Eukaryota; Fungi; Ascomycota; Leotiomycetes; Helotiales; Helotiaceae.